Ceraceosorus bombacis is the source of this 2037-nucleotide messenger RNA. NCBI's taxonomy places the organism in Eukaryota, Fungi, Basidiomycota, Exobasidiomycetes, Ceraceosorales, Ceraceosoraceae. The record is from the annotation of a GenBank genome assembly.
AUGACUGACUCGUUGCGACAAUGCGAGUUGCCCUCCGGCCUCCUCUCUCCCUUCUCCACACCCCAGAAGGGCUUGCCGGUGCUCCCCGGCGUUGAGCUGCCUCACACAUGGUGCUUUUGCGGCAACCCUAUCUCCACGACACCCGCUUCGUCAUCUCGUUCCAUUGCGUCGACUGCCUCUGAGGAUGAAGAUGAGGAAGGUCCAAUCUACUGUUCAAGAGCGUGUGCUCGCGCCGAUGCUCUCUCCGCCCUGAUGGCCAGCAGCAAGUUUUCGGGCACGAACGCAACUUCCAUCGACAUGGUACCUAGUCUCAGCACAAGCAGCACAAGCUCCAACACGAGCCAGGGGCCCGUGACCCCCUGCAAUUUGCCCAUGGACCUGCCCGACCUCGGCGCUCACUACUCCGAACACGAAGGUCUCGAACACCGCAAGCUUCAACAGGGUGCCGUUGCCGCAUCAGACAACAGCAAUGUGAGAGCCAGCAAAGCUCGCAUCGUGGCGCGCGCAAGUGCUGCGCUCAGCAAGAUGUAUCCAGAGCUCCAAUUCGACGUCGACGUCAUCGGUGAAGAUACCAAGCUUCGUCUUAGCCAGCCUCUCCCGGCCAAGUCUCUGCCGAGCUUGCCGUUUGAUCUUCAAGCUGCUAGUCAUUACCGCCGUGUUCAAGCUCUUCGACCGGUAGCAGAGUACAGCCCCUCCGUUCGCACGCGCUCCAGCUCAUUCAGCUCAGACACCUCCGACGAUCGUAGCGAUUGCUCCUCGUCUCGACAGUGCCCCACCUCAGCCUACCACGCAGAAGAAGUUGAACAACAACAAUUCGUCUCCACUCUCGGCUAUGUCCGGGACUCCGUCUACAGCCCGGUUCACUCGUCGCCAGAACGCGAGCAAGCGCGCCUCCGCGCUCUCGGUGCGCCCGCUCUUGCCAGGGCUAGGCACGCACUGAAGGACGCACACACCACUGAAGAGCUCCCGCAGCGUCAGUACAGACCUACAGAGAGCCUUGAAUUGGCCAUGUCCAACAUUGCUCGCCUCAACCGAGCGUGUCACGGUCAUUCUAACAGCGAUGCGAGCGACCUCAGCUCCAUGACGGCAUCUACGGACACGAGUUUCAACUCUGCGCUGACCUCGGAGGAUGCGGAUGCACAGUCUAGCGGCACUAGAAGCAGAUCAACCUCUGUCAACACCAUUGAGCGUCCGACGCUCUUCUGCGCGAACCCCGAUGAACCUCUUAGUCCCAAUGUCAAGCUUCGCGACGACAUUGCCGCACUCGAUCGCGAGCUCAAUCGUCAUGUUGCCGACGCUUUCGAAUUUUGGUCCGACCUUGAAGAGGAGUCAGAAGGGCCAAGAGGCAUGUACGAGGUGGACGACCGUCAGACGUGGGGCCACGACAAUCCACUAGGGUUUGACCGUCACGGACGUGGGACACCGUCGGCUUUCGAGCACGCAUACGGCGGCAACGUCAACAGCCUUGGACUUGAUCUUGGCUCCGUCGCCAUCGGCUCGGCCAAGCUUCCAGAGUGUGAAGCUUUCUCUGAUCCGCGCACCAGCCAUUGCGCACCUCUACAGUCGUCGGUGCUCUCCGAUGCGACGCGUCGCGACGGACCUCUUACACCUCGCCGUGGCUCUUCUCGCAUGCUGGAAGCUCCUCUGCCUUCCCAGCCUUUGCGCUUCCUCUCUCCACCGUUCCAAUCCGUGUUUGAGCCCGAAUCUCCCUUGCUCCCUACGCAGGGAAUCAGCAAGACGGCUCAAGCAGCCAACAGCGUGACGAACGCAUUCAACUCCAUGAUGCGCAAAGACUCUUUUCAAUCCAUCAAGACCAAGAGCGCUUCUGGGCUCGGUCUUCAGCAUACGUGCAAGGAAGAUGCGCAGGCGGAUAAGCUCAUCAAAAGACUCGACAAUGCUUUGCGCUCUCGUCUGAGCAGCCUUCGUUCUCCUCCGCCUGCUCCUAAAGCUGAGCUUAGGUCCCUCAGUCCAAUCGGCAACAUGCCUCCAAAGCUGACGCACAAGCGCAGCAAGAACCUCUUCGGUCUCGUAGCCUAG